Messenger RNA from Chiloscyllium plagiosum (whitespotted bambooshark), 1752 nucleotides. The record is from RefSeq and is a predicted model, not a curated record. Lineage: Eukaryota; Metazoa; Chordata; Chondrichthyes; Orectolobiformes; Hemiscylliidae.
CCCCCCCCCCCCCCACCACCACCACCACCCUACACCCAUGUUGUCUUGACUUGCUCGCGAUUGGUGUGGGCAAGUCUGCUCAUUGCGUUUCUGUGCCGCACACCCGGGAAACAUCAGCUGAGUCGCCGAUCUGAACUCCCGCCAGUAACCUGGCGAAAGCUCCGACUUGGACCCGUGCCUGGCGUUAACCAUGUUUGAAGAAACCACGACGAACUUUAGUUAAGGAGUUCGCAAGCGCUUGAGCGCGGUUUGCAGAGUUGCAACGGGUUGGCGCUGACCAUGGUGCUGAAACUAUCCCUGUCUCUGGAAGAUGUCUGGCCCAGAACCAGUCGCACCUGUAGAUCCGGACAGACUGAAUGCCCCUUUCCACACCAAAAGGUUUGUCUCAAUACUUGCAGCGGAAGGAUGGUUAUAAAAAGAGUAGGAAGCUGCAAGCAGCUUUGCAUUGACAUGCUGACCCUGUGGCUGCUCCUCAUACCGGCCACCCUGUGCGUUCAAGAGCCAGAGGUGGGGAAGAGAGUCCUGCUCUCCAUGAAUUCGGUUCAACGCUCGGUGGCGCGAAUGGACGGCGACGUGAUCAUAGGGGCUCUGUUCUCAGUGCACCACCAGCCGCCGGCGGAGAAAGUCCCCGAGAGGAAAUGCGGGGAAAUUCGCGAGCAGUAUGGGAUCCAGAGGGUGGAAGCUAUGUUCCACACCCUGGACCAAAUCAACGCCAAUCACAACCUGCUGCCGAACAUCACCCUGGGCUGCGAGAUCCGCGAUUCCUGCUGGCACUCGUCCGUGGCUCUGGAGCAGAGCAUCGAGUUCAUUCGAGAUUCCCUCAUCUCCAUGAGGAACGAGAGGGAUGGACUGACGCAAUGUCUUGAAGGACCGGGCUCAGAGACCAAGACGCCCAUAGCUGGGGUCAUCGGACCAGGCUCCAGCUCGGUCGCCAUCCAGGUCCAGAACCUUCUGCAACUUUUCAACAUUCCCCAGAUCGCCUACUCGGCCACAAGCAUCGACCUGAGCGACAAGACCCUCUUUCAGUAUUUCCUGCGGGUUGUACCCUCCGACACUCUCCAAGCCAGGGCCAUGCUGGACAUUGUGCAGCGGUACAACUGGACCUAUGUGUCUGCUGUUCACACUGAAGGAAACUAUGGAGAGAGUGGGAUGGAGGCCUUCAAGGAGUUAGCUUCUCAGGAAGGAAUAUGCAUUGCACACUCAGGUAAAAUCUACAGCAAUGCUGGAGAGAAAACCUUUGACAGACUCCUGAGAAAAUUAAGGGAAAGACUGCCUAAAGCAAGAGUUGUCGUCUGCUUCUGUGAGGGGAUGACAGUGAGAGGCCUGCUCAUGGCGAUGCGAAGACUUGGUGUACUGGGCGAGUUUCUACUGAUUGGCAGUUUAGAUAUGCUCGGUGGUCAAAGGGCAGUGGCUAAUCUGCGGCGGCGAAUCUGCUGUGGUGAAUGGUCCCAUCCUGACGAAACUCUGUUCUUUACAGAGUUAAAUGGAUUCAAGGUGGAGCGUAAAUUAGUUGAGCUGGGAGUGCACAUCUAUCGUGGUUCUAAUUUACUGUCAAUUAUUGACAGCCACAAAACCUUCACCAUCAUGAGGACUUCUUCCGGCUUUGUUCCAAAGUGGCUCUAUGGUGCUUAUCCAUUGUCUAAUCCAUUCAAACUGUAUGGCUUCUACUUGCGCUACUCUGUCAGCAAAGACAAUUAUUGCAAGAUCUCCACUAUUUUUGGCUUUUUUAGUGGAUGCAAGAGUCACUCCUAG